AUGUCGUUGAAGCUGAAAUCUAAAACUCGCAAAGCGUUGAAUCCUGUGACCACAGCUACACCAACAGGAACAUCCUCUUCCGUAGAAGAUUCCUCAGUCUUCAUUGCAGUUCCUCCUCAACAGCAGAAAAUAAGAGUUCGUUUCUUUCCCGGUGAUGGACCCAAUACUGCAGUUCUUGUACCAAAAUUUCAAAACUAUGCUCAAGCUCGCACGGUCAGUGCAGAUGCUGGUCGUCUCUCGAAAGGUUAUCAUUCAAAAGUUAAUAUUGAAGCAACAUUGAAUCAGAGUGGACGCAUACAAUCCUUGGAAUUAGUUCCAACAGCUUCUGCAUUAAUCAUUAAAAAGUUGAAUGAAAAGAGAACAUAUUUUGGAAAACAUGUAGCCUUGUCUAAACAGAGUCUUUCAAUGGAGGAAGUGUUGGAAAUUGCACAAUUGAUGAGACCUCGAUCAAAAGCCAAGAAUCUUAAAGGAGUGGUACGAGAAGUAUUGGGAAGUUGUGUUUCGUGUGGUUGUUUAAUUGAAGGAAAAUCUCCAAAAAGUGUGUUGGAUGACCUAUUCUAUGGUGUUGGAAAGUAUGUUUUUGAUGAAGAAGGAAAUCGUUUGAAAACAUUCACAGAGGAACAAGAAGUACACGAUGAAGAAAAUGAUGUGAAUUUGAAAUCGAUGUGA
This is a messenger RNA of Naegleria lovaniensis, 669 nucleotides long. RefSeq lists its product as uncharacterized. The transcript has a single exon. NCBI's taxonomy places the organism in Eukaryota, Heterolobosea, Eutetramitea, Acrasida, Naegleriidae. Gene Ontology annotation, cellular component: ribosome; cytosolic large ribosomal subunit. The coding region runs from base 1 to 669 and encodes 222 amino acids. Gene Ontology annotation, molecular function: large ribosomal subunit rRNA binding; structural constituent of ribosome. The record is from RefSeq and is a predicted model, not a curated record. Gene Ontology annotation, biological process: translation.